CCAGUGGCGGCAGGUGCUCGCGGCCGGCAGCAUGCAACUCCCGCCGGCUCCCAGUGCCCGCGGCGGCCCCGCAGAGCCCGGCGGCCUGGCUCCGGCGGAGAAGAUCAAGGCCAAGCUGAAGAAGACGCUGCCGGUGACCGGCCCGCAGGCGCCCACGCUGCGCGAGCUGAUGCGCUGGUACUGCAUGAACACCAACACGCACGGCUGCCGGCGCAUCGUGGUGUCGCGGGGGCGCCUGCGCCGCGCCCUCUGGAUCCUGCUCACCCUGACGGCCGUGGGCCUCAUCCUGUGGUACUGCGCCCAGCUGAUCCUCAACUACUACGCCGCCUCCGUCUCCGUCACUGUCCGCUUCCACAAGCUCCCCUUCCCGGCGGUCACCAUCUGCAACAUCAACCCGUACAAGUACAGCGCCAUCAAGGGGCACUUGGCCGAGCUGGACAAGCAGACCAUGGCUGCCCUGGAGUCCCUGUAUGACUUCUCAGGCGGCCCCCAGGCCAGGGCCCGUCGUGAGGCAGGCCCUGCUGAGAGCCUGGGGGAGAACAAGUACCUCCAGCGCUUUCCCCUGAUGAAGGUCGAGAACCUCCAGCAAAGGACGGCCGUGGACCUUACCACAGGUCACCGGCGGCGGAUUGCAGGCAAGGUGGUUGUCCCAGAAGGCUCCAGCAUGGUGAAGAACCCCAAAGAUGUUGUGGGCUUUCAACUGUGUGACUCCAGCGACAACCGCAGCUGCGUCCUCUACACCUUCAGCUCCGGAGUCAACGCCAUCCAGGAGUGGUACAAGCUGCACUAUAUGAACAUCAUGGCCCAGAUGGAUACCGAGGAGAAAAGGCGGAUGAGCUACUCAGCAGAAGAGCUCCUGCUCAGCUGCUCCUUCGACGGGGUCUCCUGCGAUGCCCGGAACUUCACUUCCUUCGAUCAUCCGCUCCAUGGAAAUUGCUACACCUUCAACAGCAAGAAAGAUGAGACCCUGAACACCUCCACUGGCGGCAGCGAGUACGGGCUGCAGGUGAUCCUGUACAUAGAGGAAGCCGAAUACAACCCCUUCCUGGUGACAUCCACGGGAGCCAAGAUUGUGGUCCACGACCAAGACGAGUACCCCUUCAUUGAGGACAUCGGCACUGAGAUCGAGACGGCCACGGCCACCUCCAUUGGGAUGCACUUUACAACGUCUACCCGGCUCAGCAAGCCCUAUAGCAACUGCACAAAGAAUGGGGAAGACAUCCCUGUGGAGAAUCUGUACAAUAAAAGCUACUCUCUGCAGAUCUGCCUGCAUUCCUGUUUCCAGAAGCUGAUGGUGGAGCGGUGUGGCUGCGCCCACUAUGCUCAGCCUUUGCCCCGGAACGCGGAAUUCUGCAACUACAAGAAGUACCCAAACUGGAUGUACUGCUACUACAAACUCCACCAGGACUUUGUGAAGGAGAAGCUGGGCUGCCAGCAGAUCUGCAAGGAAGCCUGCAGCUUGAAGGAAUGGACGCUCACCACCAGCCUCGCUCAGUGGCCAUCCACGGUGUCUGAAGGCUGGCUGCUCAGGGCCCUCACUUGGAACAGAGGGAAGGACAGCAGGGCCGUUUUAAACAAGACAGACCUGGCGAACCUCGUGGUGUUCUACAAAGACCUGAACGAGAGGCUGAUUGAGGAGAACCCGGCAAAUAGCAUCGUCAUCCUCCUCUCCAAUUUCGGGGGCCAGCUGGGCCUCUGGAUGAGCUGCUCCGUGGUCUGUGUCAUCGAGAUUAUCGAGGUCUUCUUCAUCGACACCUCCUCCAUCAUUUUACGUCGCCGCUGGCAAAAGGCCAAGAAAUGGUGGCAGGGCCAGAGAGGCGGGCCAGGCCUGAAGCCCGGAGCGUGCCCUGAGGAUGGCCCCCCAGGCUCUCAGGGCCACGACAAUCCCACUUGCACCACAGACGACGACCUGCCCACUUUCAAUACGGCCCUACGGCUGCCGCUGCCCCGGGAUAGCCAAGUUCCCCGGACACCCCCGCCCACCUACAGCACGUUGCACCUGGACAGCACCUUUGAGGGCCAGAUGCCUGACACUUGCCAGGGCAGAGCCCCUUAAGGACAAGCGUGGGACAGAGGGCAGGGUUCGGGUGGGGCUUGGGGGCUGUUGUGUGAGCGUGGCAGGAGGGCCGAGCCGGGCGUAGGCUGUGCUUCCUGUGAGCAGACCUGGGGGGGCCACUGCACUCUCAGGGCCCAGGCGGUGAGCCAGCCCUCGUGCUGUGGGUGGAGUCCAGGCCACGCCCGUGGCCUGUCGGUGGAACUGGCCUUCCUCCCCGCCCCCCAAGCUUGCCACAGUUUUCCUGCAAGCUAGGCCAGACGGUGUUCCAGAAGGCCUGGCCGGCUAGCUAACCCUGUGUGAUGUUGCUGGGUAGCUAGCUGGGGUGAUGGGGAGGGCAGGGGUGACCACCUCUGGAGCUGCAAUCAGGCGGAGCAAUAGGGACAUAAGCAACGUAAGCAACAGGAACCCCUCUGACCCGCUGCAGGGGGUUCUCUGCUCCUGGCAACGCCUGUGGUCUAAGCAGCAGCCCCACCGCCCCCCCCACCCCAGUAUGCCCCACUGCGAGGCCCAUCCACGGAAGAGCCUGGGCGUGGGUGUUUUGUAGGUCCCUAAUUGAGUGUUCAGCGCAUUCUCUUGCCUUUCAUUUCUGUGAAAUUAUUUAACAUCUGCAGAGACCCGAACCUGGGAAGUGUGUAAAGAGGGAGAGAUUCUGAAUAAAUGUUUUUUUAAAAAA
Eublepharis macularius is the source of this 2729-nucleotide messenger RNA. It is a transcript of the gene SCNN1G, whose product is annotated as sodium channel epithelial 1 subunit gamma. Gene Ontology annotation, molecular function: ligand-gated sodium channel activity. Gene Ontology annotation, cellular component: membrane. Gene Ontology annotation, biological process: sodium ion transmembrane transport. The record is from RefSeq and is a predicted model, not a curated record. The coding region runs from base 32 to 2056 and encodes 674 amino acids. The transcript is spliced from 13 exons. Lineage: Eukaryota; Metazoa; Chordata; Lepidosauria; Squamata; Eublepharidae.